GUGUGUGUGUGUGUGUGUGUGUAGGGGAGGACGUGCUUUCCCUCCUAUCAACCCACUGCUGAACUCUCCCUGCGUGGGGCGGCGGGGGCUGCGGGUGGGAACGCAGCACCCCCACCUCCGGCUCCUCUAACCGCGGGGGAGCGGCGGAGGUGCCCGUUCCUCCACGAACACCUCGCCCUGGCCUCCAGGGAGCCCCGCACCCCUCUCACGGGCCGGUCCCGGGGCUCUGGCAGCGCCCGGGCGGCGCCGUUUGAGCCUCCGCGCUGCCCGUAGCCGGGCCGCCGCAGCCCUAAGAUGGCGGCGGCGCUGCGUGGGGGGGCGGGAGGUUGCCGGGACGCCCGCGGAGGACUUCAGUGAUUCUGGACCACUGUUACUGCAAUGAUAUUACAGAAGACAGCUGUUGCAUUGUAUUUGUUGGAUGAAACCCAAAUAUUUUCUUUCAGUCAAGUGGGUAAAACCCCCUAACUGCAGUUUACAUGUGUAGGUCACUGCGUUACUGUGUUAGUCAUUGUCUCUAUGCAGCAAUGACAAGGCUAGAAGAAGCAAACAGAGAAGUGAACAUGCAUUCAUCGGUCAGAUAUCUGGGCUAUCUUGCCAGAAUCAACUUACUGGUUGCCAUUUGCAUGGGCCUUUAUGUCAGAUGGGAAAAAACUGCAGAUGCACUGAUUUUGGUAAUAUUUAUUCUGGGACUCUUUGUUCUUGGAAUUGCCAGCAUACUCUACUACUAUUUUUCAAUGGAAACAGCAAGUUUGAGUCUCUCCAAUCUUUGGUUUGGCUUUUUGCUGGGCCUUCUCUGUUUUCUUAAUAAUUCUGCCUUCAAGAAUGAUGUGAAAGAAGAAGCAACUAAAUAUCUGCUCCUUUCCGCCAUUGUUUUAAGGGUAUUGUGUGCUUUGGUUGAGAGGAUUUGUGGUUGUAUCCAUCAUCGACCGACUCUGCUGACAACAGUUGAGUUUUUGGAGCUCGUUGGGUUUGCAAUUGCCAGCACAACUAUGCUGGUGGAAGAAUCUAUGAGUAUCAUUCUCUUGGUUAUGGCUUUGGCCGUGUUAAUUAUUGACUUACGUAUGAAGUCUUUUUUGGCAAUUCCAAAUUUGGCAAUUUUUGGAGCCAUUGCAUCCUUGCUUUUUUUUCCAUCACUGCACAUUCCCACAAACCCAUUUGCCUUGGCCUGUUUCUUCAGCUGCCUGAUUUCAGAUCCCCUUCUCGACGUUUACUUCAGUGGACUUUCUGUUACUGAACGAUGGAAGCCUUACCUGUACCGUGGGAAGAUUUGCAGAAGGCUUUCUGUCAUCUCAGUUGGAGUCAUUGAACUGAUCUUUUUCAUCCUUGCCGCCUUUAAGCUACGUGAUUUGGAUCUCUGGUAUUUUGUGAUACCUGGUUUUUCUAUUUUUGGAAUUUUUUGGAUGAUCUGUCAUGUGAUUUUUUUUAUAACUCUUUGGGGAUUUCACACAAAACUAAAUGACUGUCACAAGAUAUACUAUACCCACCGUGCAGAAAACAACAGCCUUGACAGAGUUAUGGCGUCCAAAGGAAUGCGUCACUUCUGUUUAAUUUCAGAACAGCUAGUGUUUUUCAGCCUUGUCGCAACUGCUGUUUUGGGGGCCGUUUCUUGGCAGCCAACCAAUGGGAUCUUCAUGAGCGCAUUUCUCAUUGUUUUGCCUCUGGAAUCCAUGGCUCACGGGCUUUUUCAUGAAUUGGGAAACUGCCUGGGAGGAACGUGUGUUGGGUAUGCUGUUGUGAUUCCCACCAACUUUUGCAGUCCUGAUGGCCAGCCAACUCUUCUUCCACCUGAUCAUGUGCAAGAGUUAAACCUGAGGUCUACAGGCAUGCUUAAUGCCAUCCAAAGAUUUUUUGCAUACCACAUGAUUGAGACAUACGGCUGUGACUACUCUACGAGUGGACUGUCCUUCGAUACCCUUCACUCCAAGAUCAAGUCUUUUCUUGAACUUCGGACUGCAGAUGGACCCAGACAUGAUACCUAUAUUUUAUAUUACAGUGGUCACUCACAUGGCACUGGUGAAUGGGCACUAGCAGGUGGCGAUGCUUUACGACUUGACACACUUUUGGAGUGGUGGAGAGAAAAGAACGGCACUUUUUGUUCCCGACUCAUCAUUGUUCUAGACUGUGAGAACUCUCAGCCUUGGGUUAAAGAAGUAAGGAAAGUAAACGACCAGUACAUCGCAGUGCAAGGAGCAGAAAUGGCCAAGGUUGUAGACGUUGAGGAAGCAGACCCUCCACAGCUUGGCGACUUCACCAGGCAAUGGGUUGAGUACAACUGUAACCCUGACAGCAACAUCAGCUGGUCUGAAAAGGGUCGUACAGUGAAAGCAGUGUAUGGUGUGUCAAAACACUGGAGUGACUACACUUUGCAUUUGCCAACGGGAAGCGAUAUUGCCAAACACUGGAUGAUUUAUUUCCCGCGUAUUACCUAUCCAUUAGUGCAUUUGGCAAACUGGUUUUGUGGUCUCAAUAUGUUUUGGGUCUGUAAAGCGUGUUUCAGGUGCCUGAAAAGAUUGAAAAUGAGUUGGUUUCUUCCCACAGUGCUGGACACAGGACAGGGUUUCAAACUCGUCAAAUCCUAAUUAGGAACCAAAGAGGAAAUGAAGUGAGAGCUCUGGGAACUUUCUCACUUUAAAGCAUUUGCAACUUUUUGUAUGACUAUUUUCUCUGAAUAAAUCUGCUACACUCACUUUGUUCAGCUCUUUGAGCAGCUAAAGUAUAUGCAACAGUUAGAAACUCCAGUCUUAAACAGAAGAGGCUAGGACUAUAAUAUUUGCGUUUUGUUACUGGACUGUAUGUACAUAUGUAAGAGACUUACUAUGACCAUGCAUUUUGGCGACAGUUGCAUGUUCAUAUGUGUUACUUCAAGCAGCCUUUGUUCAGAAUCACCAGUGUGACAGACAGGAGCUCCUAUGAAUAUUAGAGCAUGCUUAUUUGUCAUUUAUAUCCCCUAUAAGGUUCAAAUACGGGAAGGGAAACAAGCUAAUCUUGAAAUCAAUAUUUAUGUCCUUGAAAUUGUUUGGUGGGAUCAAGGCUAUUAUAAAAUAGCACUGAGGCAAAAAUUAAAAGAGAAGAAUGAAUAGUCAUUGUAGAUAAGUAGCUACCAGGAAUCUUGUUUUAUUUGCUUUUGCAUCUUCAGCUCUUGCCUCGUUCUCUACUUCCAUCAGUGGAAAUUUGCCACAGAAAACAAGGAAAUCAGACAAUAUUGUAAUGUUCUGAUGGAGUUAAAAGUGCACUGAGAGUUUUUUUCCUCACUGGUCAGGGUGGUUCUGUCUUUUUCAGGCUCUUAUCUGUUUGUAUUUUUGAAAAGCUACUCUGAAGUGAAAAACAGCAACAACAAAAAAACAAGGAAUUUAAGUAAGAAACUAGUCUAUUGAUAAAAAAUAAGAAAUGCAAAUGCUGCUUUGCUUCCACAUUUAUCUGAAGUCUUUGCUGUGCCUAAGACCUCAGUCCUGUAAAAUGUUGAGUCUGGGAUUAGACAGAUGGGUUCACCUCCAAAAGUAUUAAAUCUAUGAGCAAGCAGUUUGUCAGAAAAAUUAUUCCCAUAAGCCAGCACUGAAUCCUAAAUGUUCUUCAACUCUGUUCUCCCAGCCACAAGGUCCUGGUCUUAGUCCUUCAGUUACAGAGUUGGACGGGACUCUGGAAAUCUUGUCUUGGUACUCUUCAGUCAGAGAAGCUGUGUAGCUUUUUUUGUCUUGUUUGCCCAAAUACUGUAAGUCAGAAGCUAAAUAACUAAGCCGCCAAGGUAGUACGCUUUGUGGUGUUGCACACGUGUACAAUCCAAACAUUUGAAAAAUCAAGAAAUUAGUCCUUUUUAUUUUUGAAAAAGUUUAGAACAUCAAUCAUAACACUUCUUGCUAGCUACAACGGGUACAUCUUGCUCUCUUGCUUCUACUGUUACAUCUUUAUGAACGUUGCCUGUAUCUUUGUACGACAAGAGGAACUGAAAAGCGUGGGAUUUCUGACCUAUGCUGGGAACUGUAAGUAGACUAAAGUGAAAAUCUGCUCUGCAGUGUUGUGAUACACAGUUUUGUACAGAACAAACACAACAUUUGGUGCUGAACUUUUGCCUCAGUUUAUUAAAUGGUUUCCAGCAUAUUUAUUAAACUGUUAGGUUUUUCUGUAGGAUAGACUGUGUGAUCUUUAGCAGUUUGUUAAAAAUUAAAUGAAGAGUCAGCUCUUCAAUCUGCAAAAA
Messenger RNA from Cygnus atratus (black swan), 4192 nucleotides. RefSeq names its product transmembrane protein 168 (gene TMEM168). The transcript is spliced from 5 exons. NCBI's taxonomy places the organism in Eukaryota, Metazoa, Chordata, Aves, Anseriformes, Anatidae. The record is from RefSeq and is a predicted model, not a curated record. Bases 477 to 2579 code for a protein of 700 amino acids.